UCUUAGCGAUUAAGUUUCCCCCUCAAAGCACAUGACUCUUACACUCCUCACCCCCACACCAUUUCCCAGUAUUAGGUCACACAUAUCUGCCUAUGCUUCUGCAAAACCCCUGAGGAUCACAAAGCAAAAGUCCCUGUCUAAUGCAAGGCUGGUGCUGCUAUCACCAAGCCAGAGCUUUGUGGCUGGGCUUCGAUGUAUGUGGUCAUCAGCAGGAGGCAGAUGAUCUACGUCAGAGCUGUGAUGACUCAGGGGGUUUUAGGGUGAUUUUUUUUCUUUCCCCCACAGCCAAUAAGAGCACUCACAGAGGCAUAUCUUCUCCAGCAGGAAGUAGGGCAGUCACUCCCCUGUCUGCCAGGCUCCUAUGAAGUGGUGGAGAUGGCAGCGAACUUCAUCUACAGUUGUAUUGUACUUUGCUGCUUAACACUUUGGAGCUUCAACAGGACUUCAUGUGAUAUACAUGUACCACCACCUCAUUCAACCAUGAAACCUGGCUCCCCUAUCCCAGCAAACAUCAACAGCCCUGGUGUUCGCAAAGCAGCUCGCUUUGGGGUUUAUAGAUACAACAACAGUUCCAAUGACCUCUUUCUGUUUAAGGAUUCACGAAUAAACAAAGCCAUGGUACAGAUUGUCAGAGGGCUGAAAUACAUGCUCCAUGUGGAAAUCAAACGCACUGUGUGUGAGAAGAGGGAGCACUCCAGCCUGGACAGCUGUCACUUCCAGAGGAAAAAAAACCUGCAACAGAUGCUGAGAUGCUAUUUUGAGGUCUGGAUAACACCUUGGUUACAGAAAGUACAUGUUCCUGUUCUCCACUGUCACCAACAGCUUUCCCCGUGAGACCCUGACUUACAGGGGAUCUACCACCAUGUGUUUUUCCUUACCUGGACUGUUGACAUCAAUACUAAAGUGGAGAAUGUACAGAACCACCAUAGAGCUUUUCUCUCAAAGUGCAUGGUUGUUUUUUCCUUGAGAAAGAUACUCAAAAGUGACAAAGACCUGCCUUGACUGAA
Molecule: messenger RNA, 1007 nt
Organism: Lepidothrix coronata (blue-crowned manakin)
Lineage: Eukaryota; Metazoa; Chordata; Aves; Passeriformes; Pipridae
Gene: CST7
Product: cystatin F
Exons: 4
Coding region: 376-834 (152 amino acids)
Biological process (GO): positive regulation of myelination; negative regulation of microglial cell activation; immune response
Cellular component (GO): lysosome; late endosome; Golgi apparatus
Molecular function (GO): cysteine-type endopeptidase inhibitor activity
Source: RefSeq, a predicted model, not a curated record